Messenger RNA from Myxocyprinus asiaticus (Chinese sucker), 2329 nucleotides. Its product is annotated as eukaryotic translation initiation factor 2-alpha kinase 1-like. NCBI's taxonomy places the organism in Eukaryota, Metazoa, Chordata, Actinopteri, Cypriniformes, Catostomidae. The coding region runs from base 328 to 2202 and encodes 624 amino acids. The transcript is spliced from 15 exons. Gene Ontology annotation, molecular function: protein kinase activity; ATP binding. Gene Ontology annotation, biological process: protein phosphorylation. The record is from RefSeq and is a predicted model, not a curated record.
UCUUAAGCAAAUUGGAAGCAAAGCAAUUGUUAAGAGCUUUUUGUGUGAGUUUUAGGGUUACUGUAAUUAUGGGAACCCUUAACAGCAACCCUUUGAUGUACAGCUGACAAAUUAGUAAACUGUACUAAUGUAGUUUUAAAACUUCCUUCCUACUUAAUAUUUGAUCUGUGGGACUACUUAGGGGUGUGGGGGGUAACUUGAACAUGUUUCAAGCUGAUAAGUUACUUAGACCUUACCCACCCCCUGUUGUACAGACAAGAUGCAGCAGGACUUUAUUUGUUUAGCUGUUGAGAGUGUACUGUAAAUGUUUGCUCUUUUAAUGUCUAAAUGGAUUCAGAGGAAUACGACAUUAUGGCCUUAAUUGCCAAAGUUAUUGCUGAAGCCUCAGACUCCGACAAUAACUGUGAGGUGUUGCUGGCUGGGAAAAAGUACCCAUCGAUCCAGGAAUUUGCUUCUGCCAUUCCCAACCAACUGCUGCUGGGAUCUCUCCUGGAACACUUGUGCUUUGUUUACGAGAGUGACCCUACACGCUCACACAUGCUGUUCAAGGUGAUAGGCCAGCGUUUAGCAGCCAUGAACCUCCUCUCUCCGCUGGCCAUCGGUGAUGAGUUUAGCACAGUUCGUCUGCAGCAUAACCGGGCAUUCACAGAGCUCCUGCACGCGACCAGCUCAUCACUUUUUCCGCAGGAUCAUAGAUACUUGAGUACAGAAGGCCAGACCCUAAGAACCAAAGAUGGUCUUUUCCAAGCCCAAACAUCCCGUUACCUUAGUGAAUUUGAAGAAAUCACAACGCUGGGUAAAGGAUCUUAUGGCAAAGUGUUUAAGGUUACAAACAAGCUGGAUGGUCAGGAAUACGCAGUGAAAAAAAUCCUCAUCAAGAAAGUAACAAGAGAUGACUGCAUGAAGGUUCUUAGAGAGGUGAAAGUGCUCUCCAGCCUUCAGCAUCAAAAUAUCGUUGGCUAUCACACAGCAUGGAUGGAGCACAUUCAGCCUGUUGUGAGAAAUCCCAAAUCUCUUGUUUCACAAACGUUUCCAGCCUUAGAGAAACCUUCGCAGAAAGAAGGUCUUACUUCCAGAUGCACACAGGAAAUCACUGAUGGCAGUAGUGGAUCGUCCAUUGUUUUUGAACAUUCUGACCAACAAAAAGACAAAGAAAAUCAAGUUAUAUUAGAAAGCAUCUCAGUGAAACCCUCAACAUCAAAAGAGGAGAUGGGUCAUGCUGUGUGUCCAAAAAAUAUCCGUAGCCCACAGAAUUUUGUUCCAUGUGUGUUCCUGGGAAAGCCUCGCACCACGGUGAACAAAUGCCCGGCAGCUAAGUGGGACAGCUCAACUCUCUCAGAGGAUGACCUUAGUCAAAACAGACUGGAAUUAAACAAUAACUCUUACUUAGAAAUGGACAGUCCUGAAUGGUCCAAAAAGCAGGCACAUGAGGUUCAGUUCCACUUAAUGCUUUAUAUACAAAUGCAGCUGUGUGAGCGAUCCCUGAAAGACUGGAUUCAGGAGAGGAACUCAAGAAUCAUGGAAGAACUGUCAGUAUCUGUAGAUCCUUGUGACUCAGUUGAGUGUGAACAAGUAUUGAAAAUUUUAAAGAAAAUACUUGAAGGAGUGGAAUACAUUCAUUCCCGUGGAAUCAUGCACAGAGACCUAAAGCCUAGAAACAUUUUCCUUCAUGGACCUGAAUGCCAUGUGAAGAUAGGGGACUUCGGAUUGGCGUGCAAAAACAUUGUAAUGGACGAGCACGAGCAGCUGCCCUCCAACUCUCAAACAGACUCAACUCACACCAGUGGAGUGGGAACAUUUGUUUACGCUGCACCUGAACAACUUAAGGGUUCUCGCUAUGAUUCAAAGUCAGAUAUGUAUAGUAUAGGAGUGAUUGCUUUUGAGUUAUUCCAGCCAUUUGGGACUGAAAUGGAGCGUGUACACACACUUGAAGAACUGAGAAAAGGCCAAGUCCCUAAUACGCUAUCCAAAAACGGGCCAGUUUUAACCAAGUAUAUCAGACUGCUGACCAGCUCUGAUCCUUCUAUGCGACCAAGUGCAUCUCAGUUACUACAGAGUGACAUCUUUAGCACCAAUGACAUGGUUAUCCACAGUUUAAAGUGCAAGAUUGAGGAGCAAGAAGAAGAAAUUUUUCAGCUCAGGAGAAAGAUCAGUGAGCUACAGAUCUCUCAAAAUGCAAUACACAAUCCAGAAAAGACAUAAAACUGGCUCUUUUGUACCCUCAUUAAUACUUGUACAUUAUGGGAAUUGUUUGUAAAUGGUUGUAUGUGUGAAUGCAGCUCUGCUUGUAUCUAUAUAAAUGAGUGCCAUAUUUAAUUUGAUGAACCAU